Molecule: messenger RNA, 1077 nt
Organism: Hyaloscypha bicolor E
Lineage: Eukaryota; Fungi; Ascomycota; Leotiomycetes; Helotiales; Hyaloscyphaceae
Product: putative poly(A)+ RNA export protein
Exons: 3
Coding region: 1-1077 (358 amino acids)
Biological process (GO): RNA export from nucleus; transcription-dependent tethering of RNA polymerase II gene DNA at nuclear periphery
Cellular component (GO): nuclear pore
Molecular function (GO): ubiquitin binding; RNA binding
Source: RefSeq, a predicted model, not a curated record
AUGGCUGGCCUGUUCGGAUCCGCAGCCUCGACGAGUCAAGCCAAUACUCUUGGUGACCUGUCAAAGGAUGUAGCUCUGCAAUCCCCACCUGACGACAGUGUCUCCGACCUUUCGUUCUCUCCGCAGUCAGAUCAUCUUGCAGUGGCUUCGUGGGAUAAGAAGGUCCGGAUCUAUGCAAUCACUCAGAAUGGAGGAAGCGAGGGGAAGGCGUUCUUCGAACAUGAUGCCCCGGUUUUGAGUUGCCACUGGUCUCCAGACGGUACGAAGGUUGUUGGAGCAGGAGCAGACAAAAUGGCCAAGGUGAUCGACCUUGGAGCAAACCAGAACACAGCUACCCAAGUUGCGGCGCACGAUCAACCUAUACGCUGUGUUCGUUACUUCGAACCCCCCGGAUCGAAUGCGCCGAUGAUCGUGACCGGCUCGUGGGAUAAGACAGUCAAGUACUGGGAUCUGCGACAAAGCCAACCUGCUGCCACCGUGCAAUGCCAGGAGCGAGUCUAUACUUUGGAUGUGAAGAAGAAUCUUCUAGUCAUUGGCACGGCAGAUCGAUACAUUAAUGUCAUCAACUUGAGUGAACCUGCGAAAUUCUACAAGACGAUACAAAGCCCGUUGAAGUGGCAGACCAGAGUUGUUAGCUGCUUUCCUGAUGCAUCCGGUUUUGCAGUCGGAAGCAUUGAGGGACGAUGUGCCAUUCAAUACGUUGAAGAGAAGGACGCAGCUUCCAACUUCUCCUUCAAAUGCCACCGAGAUCCCCCUCAAAACAAUAUGACAAACGUCUACUCGGUCAACGCCAUCUCCUUCCACCCUCAACACGGCACGUUCAGCACCGCUGGUUCUGACGGCACGUUCCACUUUUGGGAUGGAGUUGCCAAGCAUAGACUCAAGGGAUAUCCAACUACUGGCGGUACCAUUUCAGCAACAGCAUUCGAUCGAAGUGGGCAAAUCUUUGCUUAUGCUGUCAGCUAUGACUGGAGCAAAGGAUAUGCGACCAAUACCCCACAGUACCCGAAUAAGGUUAUGAUGCAUCCGGUUGGAGCCGAAGAGUGCAAGCCUCGUCCAAGUGUCAAGAAGAGGUAG